UUCCAGCACUUUGUGGGUGUUUAUUUAUAGCAUGCAAAGAUAACAUAAUGGUAUUGCACACAAUAUAAUAAAACUGAAUUGGUUAAAAUCAAUUAAAAAAAAAAAGGUUUACCUCCCCUUAAGUGUAUAAGGAGGGGGUGGGGAUACAUUGUCAGAAAAUCCUCCCUUUAAUUUAAGUACAGAACGAAACCCGGAUGGAACCAACGCCUAGCGUAUGUACCCAGGAAGAGAAGUUGAACACAAGGCUUUGUUUGGUUGGGAUUGCGUUCCUCUGGAAGACAAGCUGCAGAUGCACUGAGGAUCCUUGCAGGAUAGAAACAUUGCCUGCCCCCCCAGACUGCAUUGAAUGAAUUGCUCUUCGUUGAUUCUGAAACCAAAGAGAGAACUGCACUUUCAAAGCAAACUAAACUGACGUUUUGCUAGAAGUCUUUUUAUGACUUAAUCCUCAUUCAGUUUACAUAUUUACACUGACUGACUGACGAAUAUUUAUCUGAAACGACUUGACUUUCUACUGUAACAGGUACAAGCUCAUCCCUCAAUCAGUUGACAGCAGGUACUGAUUUGUAUAAAUGCACAUUCACAGUAUAUACAGCUCUUAAAGUUGUUUGAGUUUCGUACCACAUCCCGAUAGACUUCUAAAGAGAUUAUUAUCCGGAGUGUGUGACUGCCCUCCUCCUGUCACAAGAUGCAGACGAUAAAGUGUGUUGUGGUGGGGGAUGGAGCGGUGGGUAAAACCUGCCUCCUCAUAUCCUACACCACAAACAAAUUUCCCUCGGAGUACGUGCCAACGGUGUUUGAUAACUAUGCAGUGACGGUGAUGAUCGGGGGGGAGCCCUACACCCUGGGGCUGUUCGACACUGCGGGUCAGGAGGAUUAUGACCGGCUGCGUCCCCUCAGCUACCCUCAGACUGACGUCUUCCUGGUCUGCUUCUCUGUCGUCUCACCCUCUUCCUUCGAGAACGUCCGAGAGAAGUGGAUUCCCGAGAUCUCUCAUCACUGCCCCCGCACUCCCUUCCUGCUAGUGGGCACGCAGGUUGACCUUCGCGACGACCCCAACACUGUGGAGAAGCUGGCAAAGAACAAGCAGAGACCUCUUGCACCCGAGACCGCCGAGAAGCUAGCGCGGGACCUGAGGGCCGUCAAGUAUGUGGAGUGCUCUGCCCUCACACAGCGUGGUUUAAAGAAUGUUUUUGAUGAGGCGAUUCUUGCUGCGCUGGAGCCUCCUGAGAUCAAGCAGAAGAGAAAGUGCAGCCUGUUGUGAUCAAGGGAAGAGGAGGAGGAGGAGGAGGA
Messenger RNA from Polyodon spathula (Mississippi paddlefish), 1290 nucleotides. Its product is annotated as cell division control protein 42 homolog. Gene Ontology annotation, biological process: small GTPase-mediated signal transduction; modification of synaptic structure. NCBI's taxonomy places the organism in Eukaryota, Metazoa, Chordata, Actinopteri, Acipenseriformes, Polyodontidae. Gene Ontology annotation, molecular function: GTPase activity; GTP binding. Gene Ontology annotation, cellular component: dendritic spine. The record is from RefSeq and is a predicted model, not a curated record. The transcript is spliced from 6 exons. Bases 686 to 1261 code for a protein of 191 amino acids.